CCCACUCUCCGGCUCCCUCUUUUGUGCGGCUACAGAGCGCCUUUGGCCGUGGUACCAGUACGCUCUGCUCUGUUCGCGUCCUCGAUCACCAUCGCACAACCCCACGGUGAUCGGCUUUCCCCACGAAUCACAUUGCGAUCGCAAUCGAAGCUUCUCGCUCACCGAGCCUCGUCGCUCCCAGCAGACUCUCGCGCGAGCACCCACAACCCGGCGCCAUGUGUCUUGUCAAAGUCAAACAGGAAGAGGACUAUGUAGUCCCGUACCGCGUCGUGCAGCGCCACCGCUCUCCGUCUCGUCGCCGUGUAUCGCGCCAUUCGCGCGACAUUGAGCGCCGCUACUCGCGCGCAGAGGUAGUGCACGAAUCCCCACGGCCCUCAGCAUCCUACGUGGCGGUGCCGUCGCCAAAACCUCUCCAGAUUCCGGCACCGCAGCCAGCGCCUGUGUUUGUGCAGCCUCCUCCGCCUCCGCCUGCGCCCAUGCCUGCUCCUCCCCCGCCGCCAAGCCAUGUCUCGUCUCACCAUACCUCGUACCACGGCGGCGGCGGCGGCGCGCACUACGUCGAGGUCUCUCCGCACUCUAGCAUCAGCUCCCGCUCGUCUAGUCUCGGCCGCAGUGAAUAUGUCUACAGGGAGCACGAGGUCCGGCGCGAGCGCCAACGCGCCUACAGCCCCGACAGCCCUCGCUACGAGCACUACCGAUACGUCGAGCCGGCGUCGAGCGAGAGCGACCACUUUGAGCGCUACCAGAGGAGAGACCGCAGCAGGCCGCGCAGCCGCAGUCGGUCUGGCUACGACGACGCACGCGGAGGAGGCUACAGAGAGACCAACACAAGGGUGUCGGUCAGGGACACGGACGGGGGCCGGAGGGCCAACUACGGCCGGUGAUCACCGGUACCUUGGCAGGGCCUUUGGAAAGAAAGCUAUCAUGUUUGUAUAUGACGUCGGGUACUGAGCGCGUCUCUCUAUGCUUUUGUAGCCGCGGUUUGCGGCGUCUUUGCGGAUUCUUUACGUGUAUAGCCUCUGUAACGUGUAAUGACAUGCGCGAGUUGGUUGCAACGCUGAGUGGCUGUGAGGUCAUGGCUUGGGCGGUUCCUGGACGACAGCUGUAGACGCGCGACCGUCGUCACGCCGCCACACUUAUGUCAGAGUCGAGUAUCUGGCCCAAAUAUGCUCUUGUGGUAGAUGCACUUCCGAGUGCCGGUGCAAGCGGUGUUUAGGGAAGCCUUGGGCACCAGCGGAGCGGUUUCGCAUCCAGCGGCGCAACCAACAUUCA
Messenger RNA from Exserohilum turcica Et28A, 1272 nucleotides. RefSeq lists its product as uncharacterized. The transcript has a single exon. Bases 216 to 884 code for a protein of 222 amino acids. The record is from RefSeq and is a predicted model, not a curated record. Lineage: Eukaryota; Fungi; Ascomycota; Dothideomycetes; Pleosporales; Pleosporaceae.